AUGCGCCUGGCGGAGAUGAUCAAGAAGAUGGGCCCCGGCGAGGUGGAGUUCAACAUCCCGGCCAAGAACUGCUACCGGAUGGUGGUGCUGGGCUCGUCCAAGGUGGGCAAGACGGCCAUCGUCUCGCGCUUCCUCAGCGGCCGCUUCGAGGACCAGUACACGCCCACCAUCGAGGACUUCCACCGCAAGGUCUACAGCAUCCGCGGGGAGGUCUACCAGCUGGACAUCCUGGACACGUCCGGCAACCACCCCUUCCCGGCCAUGCGGCGCCUCUCCAUCCUCACAGGAGACGUUUUCAUCCUCGUCUUCAGUCUGGACAACCGGGACUCCUUCGAGGAAGUCCAGCGUCUGAAGCAGCAGAUUCUGGAAACCAAGUCUUGCCUGAAAAACAAGACCAAGGAGAACAUUGAGGUUCCUCUGGUUAUUUGCGGGAACAAAGGCGACCGGGACUUCUACCGGGAGGUGGAACCCCGAGAAAUUGAGCAACUGUUGGGCCAGGACUCCAAAAAGUGUCCUUAUUUUGAGAUCUCUGCCAAGAAGAACAGCAGUUUGGAUGAGAUGUUCCAGGCGCUCUUCACCAUGGCCAAACUGCCCAACGAAAUGAGCCCAGAUUUGCAUCGCAAAGUCUCUGUGCAGUACUGUGACCUGUUGCACAAGAAGACCCUCAAGGGCAAAAAGCUCCUGAAGGACAGCUCUGGGGAAGGGGCCGGGGAUGCCUACGGCAUCGUGGCCCCCUUCGCUCGCAGGCCCAGCGUCCACAGCGACCUCAUGUACAUCCGGGAGAAGGCCAUCCGAGGCGGACAGGCUAAGGACAAAGAACGCUGCGUGAUCAGCUAA
This is a messenger RNA of Protobothrops mucrosquamatus (brown spotted pit viper), 837 nucleotides long. It is a transcript of the gene RASD1, whose product is annotated as ras related dexamethasone induced 1. The record is from RefSeq and is a predicted model, not a curated record. Lineage: Eukaryota; Metazoa; Chordata; Lepidosauria; Squamata; Viperidae. Bases 1 to 837 code for a protein of 278 amino acids. The transcript is spliced from 2 exons. Gene Ontology annotation, molecular function: GTPase activity; GTP binding.